AUGUCUUCAGAAAAUAAAGAAGAAUAAGGAUAAGGCACAUCGUAUUUAUUUGAUAAUCUUCGUAGGCUUAUAAAUGUAGUAGAUGAAUUAAGAGAUGUUGGUCUCCAAGAGUAUAUAAGACUUCCCAGAAUAGCAGUCGUCGGAUCACAAUCUUCAGGAAAAUCUUCCCUUUUAGAAAAUAUAGUAGGGUUAGAUUUUCUUCCAAGAGGAUCAGGAGUAGUAACAAGGAGACCUUUAGAAUUAAGAUUAGUUCGUGUACCAGAAAAUAUUUAAAAAAUAAAACCAUAUGCCAUAUUUGAAAAUGAUAAAAAAAUUAAAUAUGAAGACUUUGAUAAAGUACGUUAAUAAAUAGAGUUUCUUACAGAUUAAGUAGCAGGUAAAAAAAAAGCCAUUGUAAAUGAUCCUAUCAUAAUGACAGUAUAUUCAAAUGAUUGCUUAGAUUUAACAUUAAUCGAUUUACCAGGAAUUACUAGAAUUCCAUUAAAAGAUUCCGAUUAAUCAGUCAAUGUUGAAUAAUUAACAAAGGAAAUGGCCAUGCAUUAUAUAAAAGAUGAUCGUACAAUUAUAUUAUGUGUAGUUCCUGGAAACUAAGAUAUAUCGAAUUCUGAUGGUUUAUAACUAGCUAGGGAAGUUGAUAAGGAAGGAAACAGAACAGUUGGUGUUAUAACUAAACUUGAUAUAAUGGAUAAAGGAACAAAUGCAAGAAGAAGUUUAUUAGGAUAAGAUAUAUAAUUAAAAUUGGGAUUUAUAGGAGUUGUAAAUAGAUCAUAAUAAGAUAUAGAUAAUAGGAUAAGAGUAUAAAAAGCUUUAGAAGAAGAGAAUAAAUUUUUCUAAAAACAUCCUGUUUAUUCAACUAUGGAUCCUAAAUAUUUAGGUACAAAAUCUCUUACUACGAAAUUAAAAAUUAAAGAAAAAAUUAAAGAAUGCGAAGAUCGUUUAAAUGAAUUAGGACCUUCACUUCCUAGAUAAAAUAAAGAGAAAAUGUAAAUGAUAUGGACUCUUAUCACUGAAUUUGUUGAUAAUUAUAGAAAUAGUAUUAAAGGAAAAUAUGAUUAAAAAAGAACUACUAUUCAUAAAGAAUUAUCUGGUGGGUCAGUUAUUAGAAUGAUGUUUAAUGAAUUAUAUGAAGAUCUUGUAUAAAAAGGAUAUAGGGCUACAAGAGAAUAUACUGAUAAUGAUAUUAAAACUGGAAUUUAAUUACAUUAAGGUGAUUCUAUACCUGGAUUUCCGUCUAUUGAUGCUUUCCUUUAUUUAAUUAAUCCUUAAUUGGAAAAACUGAGAGAACCUGCUUAUGAAUGUUUAUAGAAGAUUUAUAGUUAUUUAGAAGGUUUAGCUAAUAAAAUAUUGAAAAAAACAUUCGAAAGAUUCCCUUUUGUUUUAGAAACUAUUAUUGAAAUAACUAGCAGAGUGUUAUAGAAUUUAAGAGAUGAAGCAAAAGUAGUCAUUAGUAAUGUAAUUGAUUAAGAAUAAGGAUAUUUAUUUACUAAUGAUAUAAAUUAUUUAUAAUAAAGAACUAAUAUGAUACCUAAUUAAGAACCUGCUGUUGCAUAACCUAAUUCAUAAUAAUAAUAAAAUAAUUCUAAUUAAUAAUAAUAAUAACAAUAAUAAAAAUAAGUCUCCUCUGCUGAUAUAGAAAAAGCUUUCAUUAAUGAAUUAAGAUAAAGAGUUGAUAAUUAUUUUUCGAUCUUAGUAAGAAACGUUAGAGAUACUAUUCCUAAAUCAAUUGGAUUUUUCUUGGUUAAAGCUUCUUAGGAUUAAUUAUAAUUUUAAUUAUAUAAUGAAUUACUAAGAAAUGAAGAAUCAUUGAAUAGUAUUGCUGAACCUCCAAGUGUUGCAGAAGAAAGAGAAUCUAUUAGAAAAACUAUGGAAGUGCUAAAUAAUGCUGCGAAAGUUAUUAAAAGAGAUCCUGAACUAUAACCAAGAAUAUCUGAUAAAUGA
Molecule: messenger RNA, 1938 nt
Organism: Ichthyophthirius multifiliis
Lineage: Eukaryota; Ciliophora; Oligohymenophorea; Hymenostomatida
Exons: 10
Cellular component (GO): microtubule; cytoplasm; membrane
Molecular function (GO): GTPase activity; microtubule binding; GTP binding
Source: RefSeq, a predicted model, not a curated record